GCGGCGGCGGCGGCGGCGGCGGCAGCAGCAGCGCCACGAUGUACCUUCACUCUGUCAACCUCUGGAACCUGGCGUUUUAUGCCUUCAUGAUCUUCAUGGCCACGCUAGGGCUGUGGGACGUAUUUUUCGGCUUCGAGGAAAACAAGUGCAGUAUGAGCUACAUGUUUGAGUACCCGGAGUAUCAGAAAAUAGAACUUCCAAAGAAAUUGGCGAAACGCUAUCCUGCAUAUGAAUUAUAUCUUUAUGGAGAAGGAUCCUAUGCUGAUGAACACAAAAUUCUCCCAUUAACGGGUAUUCCAGUUCUCUUUCUCCCUGGUAAUGCUGGAAGUUAUAAGCAAGUUCGUUCUAUUGGCUCUAUUGCACUGAGAAAAGCAGAAGACAUUGACUUUAAGUACCACUUUGACUUCUUUAGUGUGAAUUUCAAUGAAGAACUGGUAGCACUGUAUGGUGGAAGUCUUCAGAAGCAGACCAAGUUUGUACAUGAAUGCAUUAAAACAAUUCUCAAACUCUAUAAGGGUCAAGCAUUUGCUCCAAAAAGUGUGGCAAUAAUUGGUCAUUCUAUGGGUGGCCUUGUUGCAAGGGCAUUGCUUACACUGAAAAAUUUUAAACAAGAUCUGAUAAAUCUCCUUAUUACACAAGCCACCCCUCAUGUUGCUCCUGUGAUGCCAUUAGAUCGUUUCAUUACAGAUUUUUAUAUGACUGUAAACAACUAUUGGAUUCUAAAUGCUAGACACAUAAAUUUAACCACGCUUUCUGUAGCUGGAGGAUUCCGGGAUUACCAAGUUCGUUCAGGACUGACUUUUCUGCCAAAACUAAGCCAUCAUACCAGUGCCUUAUCUGUUGUGAGUUCAGCAGUGCCUAAAACGUGGGUCUCAACAGACCACCUCUCCAUUGUGUGGUGUAAACAAUUACAACUGACUACAAUUCGAGCAUUCUUUGAUCUUAUUGAUGCUGACACUAAACAAAUAACUCAAAAUCCCAAGAAGAAAUUGUCAGUUUUGAAUCACCACUUUAUAAGACACCCAGCAAAACACUUUGAGGAAAAUCCAGCAUUAAUUUCUGACCUAACAGUGACAUCUCUGUGGGUUCCAGUAAAAGUAUCAAAGUGGACCUAUAUGGCUUAUAAUGAAUCCGAUAAAAUAUAUUUUACAUUUCCUCUUGCAAAUCAUAGAAAAAUCCAUACUCAUGCCUAUUGUCAGAGCACCAUGCUGGACACAAAUAGUUGGAUUUUUGGCUGCAUAAACAGCACUUCUAUGUGCCGGCAAGGGGUUGAUUUGUCAUGGAAAACGGAACUGCUGCCAACAAUUAAGUCCCUGACGUUAAGACUUCAAGACUAUCCAUCUUUGUCUCAUCUUGUUGUUUUUGUACCAUCUAUUCAUGGAAGUAAGUUUGUUGUAGAUUGUGAAUUCUUUAAAAGAGAGGCAAGAUCCGUACAGCUUCCUGUAACUCAUCUUUUUUCCUUUGGAUUAACUUCAAGGAAAGUGAUAUUAAAUACAAGCGGCCUGUACUAUAAUAUAGAGCUGCUCAACUUUGGACAGAUAUACCAAGCUUUUAAAAUCAACGUGGUAAGCAAGUGCUCAAGAGUCAAAGAAGAAAUAACUAGUAUCUAUAAACUUCAUAUUCCAUGGUCUUACGAAGAUUCACUAACCAUUGCACAGGUUCCAUCUUCAACGGAAAUUUCUCUGAAACUUCAUGCUGCUCAACCAGAUAACAACAGCUAUGUAGCCUUAUUAAAAAUGUACACAUCAUCAGAUUGUCAGUAUGAGGUGACAAUUAGGACUUCCUUUUCACAGAUACUUGGACAGGUAGUUAGAUUUCAUGGUGGAGCUCUUCCUGCUUAUGUUGUAUCUAACAUCCUUCUUGCUUAUGGAGGACAGUUAUACUCUCUAUUCUCAGCAGGUCAUUGCUUAGAAUAUGCUACUGUGUUGGAUAAAGAAGCCAAACCAUACAAAGUUGAUCCUUUUGUAAUUAUGACUAAGUUUCUGUUGGGGUAUAAGUGGUUUAAAGAAAUAUGGGAUAUUUUGUUGUUACCGGAAUUAGAUGCCAUCUUUUUAACUAGUCAGAGUAUGUGUUUCCCCCUUGUAUCCCUGAUUCUCUUUCUGUUUGGAACAUGUACUGCCUACUGGGGUGGCCUGCUCUCUUCUACAUCUGUGAGACUCCUCUCUUCAUUGUGGCUAGCUUUGAAAAGGCCCUCUGAACUUCCUAAAGAUAUCAAGACGAUAUCACCAGACUUACCCAUUUUGACCAUUGCUUUGAUCAUAGUUAGUUGGGUAACUUGUGGAGCAUUGGCCAUACUUCUUACCUAUCUUUACUAUGUGUUUAAGAUUGUUCAUCUGCAAGCCAGUCUAACAAAUUUUAAAAAUAGCCAUAGCCAAACUGUGAAUCCGAAACACUCUAGAAGAAGUGAAAAAAAAUCCAAUCAGCAUAAAGACUCUGCAUCACACCAUCUUCGUUUAUCUGCCAGCGAUGCUGAAGAUAGUCUUCGCAUGCACAGUACUGUGAUUAACUUAUUAUCAUGGAUUGUAUUGCUCAGCAUGCCAUCUUUAAUUUACUGGUUAAAGAAUCUUAGGUACUACUUUAAACUUAAUCCUGAUCCAUGUAAACCUUUGGCAUUUAUCCUUAUUCCAACUAUGGCAAUUCUUGGAAAUACUUACAAUGUUUCAAUAAAAUCCAGUAAAUUGUUGAAGACUACUUCACAAUUUCCAGUUCCUCUGGCAGUUGGUGUGAUUGCUUUUGGGUCCACACACUUAUACAGGGUUCCGUGUUUUGUUUUCAUUCCUCUUUUACUCCACGCAUUAUGUAACUUUAUGUAGGUUUGUAUUUAGGGAACGAUAAAGUUGAUUUUCGCCCUUAGGGUCAGUAAUAAGAGGGGUUGCACAGAUCCAUCAAUGUGGACAACAAGGUCCUAUGGAGAAGACACAUCUAUUUUUACAACAUUGAAAAUAGGAAAUUAGUUUUGUAAUGCUUGAAGAGAGUAGUUGAAGCAUGGUUCUGUUUGAUGGUGUGGCAUCUGUGUAAUACUCAUUUUUUAAAAAAAUUGAUAAAAGGGUACAGUGGACACUGUCUUUGAGGACUCCUCUGCAUAUCAGCUAGUCUGCUUGACUGGUCAUACUAGGGAGCUUCUCCUAAACACUUAGUAAAUGUAAAGCAUUUUUUGUAAUCUCACCUCAAGCAUUCUGCUCAUUUCAUCAAACUUCCUUCUGAAAAGUGGGUUACUUUGUGUUUGCUACAGUACUUAUAUUGAGAAAUACGUCUUAAAAGAUUGAUAAAAUUCACAACUGUCUGGCUUCUCAAAAAUGAAGUAGCCAUGAAGAGUCUUCAGUCAGUUCUUGGCAGCCAUGGUGAACAAUGUAGAUCUUUUGUUUUCUUACAUCUGUGAAAAUACAACUUUUUAUUCUAAGGAGACAUGUUUUCUUAGUAACGAAUGCAACACUGAUGGAUGGAAAUAAUUCAAACUUAACUUAGUGAAAUUUCCUUGUUUUCCAAAUACAAAUCGUAGUUUUAUUCUUGGUGAAUGUGAGGAGACAAUUACAGGGAUCUCUUGUUAAAUUUGAAGAAAAUUUCCAUAGAUAUUUACUUACUGGGAUUGGAACACAUCAGUUAUUCAUUCUGUGUCAUUUUCUUUACCAGUUUAACCAUUGACCCAUGGUUGUCAAAAGUGCCUCAGGUCAAGAUGUAUUAUUAAAAUAACUAAAUUCCAGUGGUCAGAAAAAAGUCUAGGUUUUCAAUUUUUGACUGCUAUGGAAAAAAAAUUAGCGUGAUCAAGUACAGCACCACAUUUGGUGUAUAAAAUUGUAAUACUAAUGGAAUAACAGACAAAUUGUUACCCCAUUAAUAGCAUAAGUAUAAACAGUAUACCUGAAUAAAUUGUAGGCUCUAGCCACUAGGUUUAACAGUAGAAUCUUAAUUUGCCAAGGUGAUCACUGUUUGGCAGAUAAGGGAAUGAUAUUUCUAUUUCACUUCAGAUUUCAGCUUAUUUUUAGCUACAAGAGUAGGAAGUAGGUAAUGGAGCUAGGUAUCUUUGCCUUAAGAAAGGAUAAACUCAGGCUGAGGAAUACCUGGCUGAUAGAGCCCUUCCUUUAGAUGUAUAUGCUGUAAAUACCUAAAAUCUCUCAAGUCCUUAAGUCUCAGUAAUUUCACUGUUGCACCUGUGAACUUGUGUCCUCCUUAGCACCAGAGGACCAAGUUCAUUUUCUCUGCCAUUGCAUCUGGAUUCCACUACAGCCUCUCAGCUGUUACUGCCUACAGAGGGUUGUCCGCCUGCUGCAGCUGGUACAGGGUUGCUCCACUUCUCCUCUCAGUAGCUCCUCAGGUCCUUGCUCUGUUGGCAUCAGAGGGGGUCUUGCUAUCAUUUCUGAGGCUUGUAAGCCUGUUUGAUUCCAUUGUUGUCUUUCCCAACUUCAUGCCUAUUGUUCAGAAGUCAUAUUUUCUCUUACUGAGUCCAUUAAAGGGAAGUGGUAACCUCAUAGCAGAUGUGGCAGACAUUAGCAGCCGCUUAUUUGAGAGAAGUAGCAAAAAGGAUAAAACACAAAAUGCUUGUGUGUUCAGUACCUGCAAGGAAUUUAUUAGAUUAUACACUUGUCCCAUGGUAUAUCACACAUACGUUUAAAUAAGGACACAUCUGCCCUUUCCUAUUUAGCUGUAUGCUCAUAAACAACUUUCAUACACAUGGCAUUUUUUAUUUUUUUCACGGGUGUAAUUGUACUUCAAGUUACAGGUUAAAUGCGUCACUUAACUAUUUCUGAAUGUGAACUGAGGUUCACAUACAGAAAGAACUUUUAAAAUACUCAUUAAUUUGAAUCCUAUUGACAGCCGUAAUCAUUGUGUUUCUGUGAUCUGAAUUCCCCGUGUUUAGCGAGUACUGCUCAUGAAUAGACUGUAACAAGCUUAAAUGGCUCAUUUGUGAGCAGUAUUGUACAUUAGCUUUUUAAAGCAGUAGACUAGGCACACUAAUUGUCACUAACACUUUUAUGAGAGUGUAGUUAAUCAAGUUUUAAAGUCUUAUUUAUUCCAACAAAAUAUUUCAUUUUAGAGUUACAAAAAAGAUUCUAAUUAAACAUUUUAGAAACAACAGUAGGUUGGAUCUUUAGCCAUUAUAUACAUAUAUAUAGACAUUAAACAUUGUGACAGGGUCUUCACCAAGUCUUGACGCACUUUAAACCCAAAUAACUACUAGAGAGGAGAAGGCAGUCUCUGAAGAUUAGCAAAAAUGGAUGUUCCUAUCACUUAAGUAAAGGAAAGGGCUUUUGUGUUUGAAUUCCACUUUGUUUCUGUCAUGCUUACAACCUGUAUUAGCUUGUAAAACAGCUGCGCUUUAAUGGCGAUGUUACUAAAAAUGGAAUUAUUAGGAGUUAGGGAUUAUCCAGUUCAGCAAACUUCUGAGCUCUAAUAUCACACUUUCAUUUAGAACUUGUUGCAUUUUGAGUAACUUUUUCUUGGACCUUAUUGUUGGGAACUGGAUCGAAUAUAGGCUGGGCAGGAAAAACACCAGUACUUUCUGUGUUUCUAAAGCCUCCUCUGGAGUUACUACUCUUGUAAUCUAGGCCUGAUAACACAGUAGAAAUCAUUAAAGCCCUUUUGCCUGGAUCUCUUUCAUGCCAGAAAUUAAACAGGUUCUGCUAACUCUUUUCUUGUUUGUUGCCAAAAUGAAAAUACUUAAACCAGCGGUCCUAAAAAAUACCAUUUGUGCCUGGUAAACAUUGAUUUUUGGUUUGUUUGGUUUUUUUUUUAGUCUCUUCAAUAUAUAGUAAUCAUGUAUCAAUCAAUCAGUCUUUUUUUUUUUCAUAUUUUGGUCAGAUAAAUUUAGAUAUAUAAUGGAAAACUUUUCUUGAUUGACCACUAUGAUAUCUACAUGAUUAUGUAGUAAAGAAAAAGAAAGAACUACAGUAGGCCUAGCAAAUGUUUAUCUUUGACUAUUGCAUUGGUCACGUAGAUGGCACACAUUCCCACCACAUGCAUACACACAGGAGGCAUAUUGUCUGAUCUGCUCAUCAUCAAGUUCCUGUACCUAACUUUAAAAUUUCCACUUCUGGCAUAGUUUAUUUAUUUCACAUGAUUAUUCAUUAGCACUUCUUCCAGAAGGUGGUCAAGAGGAAUAAAAGGAAGUAAGACUCAGUUUUCAGUUCAGUUCCUGAGAGCUCUGGGAAAAAAUGUGGGAAACAUAGAGAUUAUGAGACAAACUAGGGCUGUUGGUUCUUGAAUCCCCAGAUAAUAGAGUUGGCCUCUACUUUCAUCUUAAGCAUUAGGUCUAAAUUAGUGUAAUGUCUUGCUUUAUUACAAGGUUUAGUGCAAAACUUUACAGUGCUGCAUUUAUAAUAUUAGUAAAUUAAAAUCAGUUGGGGGGGAAAAGUUUAAAUGUGUUGAGACCUUCUAUGACCGGACAUUUGUGGACUACUUUUCAUCAUCAGUCUUUAUUUUCUCAGUCUGACAUAGGCACAGAUGCCUUGGGAGGUUUUAGGCAGAAAGUCAAUUUGGAGAGCAUGGCAGUCCCCAGGAUAAAGGAAGCAACAAGAGUAUCUUCGUAGUAUGAAACUAGACCCUAACAGAAGACUUGGUUGCCACAUUAGGGAAAUAAAUGUAGAAGAUAAUUCUACAAAGUAGUAAGAUGAGGGGGAGUUAUUUUAUCCCAGUCUUUUUGAAUAAAGGACAUUUCAAAUUCUUUUAAUGAACUUUUACUUGUUCUUUCACAAAAAGUUUUAACAGCCUGAGGCAAUGGAAAGUCUAUGAGGUUACUCAAAUUCCCUAUUGUUAAUAAGGAUAAUACAGGAAAGAGAGAUCAGUAAUCCAAAUCCUUAUAGGUGUACUAUAAAUGCUCAAGAAUUCACUCUCCUUGAUAAUAUAUUAUGAUUACAGAAGAAUGAACUUUGUAUAUUAAUAACAAUUUUAAGAAUGGAAUAAAAUUUGGAAAUAGAAUAGACUGCUGUUUCAUUAACAGUAUAAAUACAGGGAUGAGCAAAAAGUAGGUUUACAGUUCAUACGUAAAGUAAAUAAUACAGUAAUAAAAACACAAAAAAACUGUCUUAUGUACUCACAACUGUAAACCUACUUUUGCCUAUCCCUGUACAAUAGUACACAUGAAUUUGUAGCGUGUCUUUCAAAAGCUAGGUGAUAUUCUAAGCUACAUCUUGAUUACAUUGUCCAUAACUCAAAUUUUUCAAGUCAAGUGCAGUACUUACUAAAAGUGUUUGGCGUGUUAGGCUUCCAAAAAUUACUGUUUUAAAAUACCAAGUAACCAGUUAAUUUCUGAUGACUUUGUAUAGAACUUGAUAUAUAUGAGUCAGAAUCACUCAGCACUGAUUCUGUACAUUGUAACUUUGAACACUUAGGAGAAAAACUGUUGAUGUAUUUUAAUUAGUUAAGUGUAAAUUUUUUUGCAUAUUUUGAAUUCUAAUCUUAGUUUAGGAAGUCUAAAGGUAGCCAUUUUUGUAAAGUUCAUAUGCUAUUUUUUUUAAUGUUCUCUUGGUUUUUAGUAUUUGUAUAGUAGUAAGGUUACUAGUAAAAGAUUUAUACACAAAGCAUAGAACUAUUAACUGUUCAAAGCCUAAAUGAUAGGCAUAUUUUGUAUUUCAUAUGGCACUUGUUUUGUUUCAUAUUGGACUUUUUACAUCCCUUUUUUAAGGAAAAAAGACAUUUGAUUUUGUGGGUUUUUUUUUAGCAUGAACCUCUGCAUUGGAAAAUAGAACUGUACUCAUAUGGUUAGCAAAACACACUUUGCCACCAAAGCUAAAUGGAAAUGUAAAAUACCUCCAGAUAUUUGUGCCAAUGAACUUUUCUUAGCAUUAUUGGGAUUAAAGCAAAAAUAAUCUUUUCAGCAUUUUUCAUUUAGG
This is a messenger RNA of Pteronotus mesoamericanus, 7826 nucleotides long. It is a transcript of the gene PGAP1, whose product is annotated as post-GPI attachment to proteins inositol deacylase 1. The record is from RefSeq and is a predicted model, not a curated record. Lineage: Eukaryota; Metazoa; Chordata; Mammalia; Chiroptera; Mormoopidae. Gene Ontology annotation, cellular component: endoplasmic reticulum. Gene Ontology annotation, molecular function: phosphatidylinositol deacylase activity. The coding region runs from base 39 to 2813 and encodes 924 amino acids. Gene Ontology annotation, biological process: endoplasmic reticulum to Golgi vesicle-mediated transport; GPI anchor metabolic process. The transcript has 27 exons.